Molecule: messenger RNA, 1240 nt
Organism: Blastocystis hominis
Lineage: Eukaryota; Bigyra; Opalinata; Blastocystidae
Exons: 5
Coding region: 19-1218 (399 amino acids)
Source: RefSeq, a predicted model, not a curated record
CUUAGAAAUAGAAAGAUCAUGUCCGACAACGAGUAUGACAGUUAUUCUGAGGAAGAAGAGAUUACUGAUCUCAGUAAUCCUAACGUGGUAGAGAAGUACAAGGUUGCCGCUGAUAUCGUAAACAAGGCUCUGAAGGGAGUUCUUUCUCAGUGCGUUGCUGGAAAGCUCGUUUCUGACAUUUGCUCCUUCGGCGAUUUGCUUAUUGAAAAGCAGUGCGAGCAGAUCUACAAGAACAAGCAACUUGAGAAGGGUAUUGCAUUCCCUACCUGCGUGUCUGUAAAUGAUAUGGUGUGCCACUACUCUCCUUACCCCGACGAGUCCAUAAAGCUGUCUCCUGGAGAUGUUGUGAAGGUGGAUCUGGGUUGCCACAUUGACGGCUUCAUCGCCUUGGCUGCGAACACCGUGAUCAUUCCCUCCGAGACCGAGGAGGAAUCCAAGAAGAAGGCCAUCAACGAUUUGAUGGCAGCUGCUCGCAUCAUGGGAGACGUCUGCCACCGUCUGAUCAAGCCGGACAACACCAACACCAUGGUCACCCAGGCCCUGGCGAAGGUGGCGGAGGCGUACGACGUGCGAUUGGUGCAGGGCAUUCUGAUGCACCAGAUGAAGCAGUUCGUGAUCGACGGCAACAACGUGAUCCUGGCGGCUCCUUCCUCGACGGAGCGCGUGGACGAGGUGGUGUUCCGUCCGAACGAGGUGUACACGGUGGACAUCGCGCUCACCAAGGGCUCGGGCAAGACUCGCGACAUCGGUACGCGCACCACGGUGUACCGCCGCAACCUGGAGAGCCGCUACAUGGUGAAGAUGAAGGCUUCGCGCGCGGUGCUGAGCGAGGUGGAUCGCCGCUUCCCCAGCUUCCCGUUCUCGUGCAGAGCGCUGGAGGAGAAGUCGACGCGCAUGGGCGUGGUGGAGCUGGUGAACCACGAUCUGCUGGAGCCCUAUCCCGUGAUCUACACCUCAGAUCGCGAGGUGGCUGUGCACUACAAGUUCACCGUGCUGCUGACUCUCAACGGAACCAGCCGCAUCAGCGGAGAAACCAUCGAUCUGGCCGCGUAUCCCUCCGAGAAGAAGGUCGAAGACGCUGAGAUUCUGGAGAUCCUGAAGCAGUCUCCGGUCAAGUCGAAGAAGGCCAAGGCCAAGGCUAAGGCUAAGGCCAAGAAGGCUGCUGCUGCUGCUGCCGCCGCUGCCGCUGCUGCUGCAGAGGAGACGAAGGAGGCAUAAUCUGGUUUUCGAUAAGUCAUCA